AAGUAUAUAAGUUAAGUUGCGUGGUCAUACGUCACAGUUGGUUAUGAAUCGUGAGCCAUGCUGUGGCUAGUGGUCUGUGCCGUGGCUCUGUGGCUAGUGGUCAGGCGGUUUCAGAACCGCAGGAUAAUAGAAGUGGCUAGUAAAAUAAAAUGUGGCGUCAAAGCUUACCCUUUGGUUGGCCAUGCGUAUUUGUUUAUGGGGGGUGGAGUAAAUCGUAUGGAAUCAUUUCAGAGAUUAGGUCGCGAUGCUAUCAAAAAUGGUGGACUCUCUAAUUUCUGGCUGGGGGGACACUAUUAUACGGUGGUCGUAGAUCCCGUGGAUUUAGAAGUUAUAUUAAAAACUUCUUUGGAAAAGGAUGAUAUUAUGCGCUUUGCAAGAAACCUUAUCGGCAAUGGAACGAUUUUUGCACCAGUGAACAUCUGGCGUCCUCGUCGCAAAGUCCUGGCUCCGACCUUCACGCCCAAAAACCUGAACAACUUCGUGAAUAUCUUCGCUCGGCAAAGUCAGGUGAUGGUGGAACAACUACAGUCUGUUGAGGGGAAAGGCAACUUCUCAGUUUGGAAGUAUAUUACCAGUUACACUAUGGAUUCUGUUUGUGAAACCGCCCUAGGUGUAAACGUAAAUGCGCAAAAGACUACGGACGAGCCAUUUCUGAUGGCGUUUGAAGAGUGCUGCAAGUUAAUGGCUGCCCGCAUGUUAGCCCCGUGGUUGCAUGCUGAUGCUGUGUAUAAGCUGUUACCCCAACAUACUGGCUUUGAAGCCUGUAAGAAGCUCAUCUGCAAUUUUAUUGACCAGGUGAUAAAAGCAAAACGGAAAAGCAUAAAGAUAGACGAGACCAACAUCACGAAAAAAGACACCACCCAUGACAUGAAGACCUUCCUAGAACUCCUGAUAGAAGCAUCAGGGGGAGACCGAGGGUACUCCGACUUGGAGCUACAGGAGGAGACCCUGGUCAUCGUAGUAGCUGGUACUGAUACCUCGGCUGUAGGGGUGUCUUUUGCUGUCAUGAUGCUGGCCAGACAUCCUGAUGUGCAGGAAAUGGUGUAUAGAGAGUUGUAUGAAGUAUUCGGCGACUCAGACAGACUCAUUACCCCAGAAGACCUGCCUCGUCUCAAGUACUUGGAUGCCGUGGUCCGAGAAACAUUACGGUUGUACCCACCAGUGCCAGUCGUUGUGAGGAAAAUUGAAAAAGACGUACAACUACCGUCAGGAGUAACCCUAGUAGAAGGCUGUGGAGUAUUAGCCCACAUUUGGAGUACUCAGCGCAACCCUCGGUAUUGGGGGGAUGAUGCGGAGCAGUUCCGACCAGAACGCUUCCUCGAGACCACGUUCAAACAUCCUGCUGCCUUCAUGGCUUUCAGUCAUGGACCUAGGAAUUGUUUAGGCUACCAAUACGCGAUGAUGUCAAUGAAGACAGCGUUAGCGACUCUUGUCAGAAGAUACCGAGUGUCCACUUCUGACAUGGCCAGAAGUAACGGCUGCAAACCAGAAGAUAAGCCCAUCACGGUCACCUUUGAUAUCAUGAUGAAAGAUGCUGAUAGGUUCACUGUACAAUUGGAUAAAAAAAUGUUGUGGAUAUUAGCGGCUUUAUUUCUCAUGCUUUGGACAAUGAUGGCCAGAUUCAAGAAUCGAAGAUUGAUCGCUUUGGCUGACAGACUUGCACCAAGGAGUAUUGCGUUGCCCUUUGUUGGACAUGGCUAUCGAUUUUUGGGAGAUGAUGAAGAUCGUAUGGAAACGUUCAAAAGAAUUGGAUACGAGGCGAUAGAGAAAGGCGGACUUAUUUCCCACUGGCAAGCAAAUAAGCUUUACGUCUUGGUAGCCGACCCCGAGCCUGCGGAGGUUCUACUCAAGACAUGCUUAGAGAAGGAUGACGUCAUGAAGUAUUUUAGAAGACUCCUUGGAAACGGCAGCGUGUUUGCACCAGUCCCAAUAUGGCGUCCGCGUCGCAAGAUGCUAGCUCCGACCUUCAGCCCUAAGAACCUGAACUCGUUCGUGAAGGUGUUCUCCAACCAGAGCAGCACCAUGGUGAAACAGCUCAGCUCCGUCGCUGGCAGAGGCGCCUUCUCCAUCUGGAAGUACCUCACUACUUACUCCAUGGAUUCUGUUUGUGAAACGACACUAGGUAUAAAGAUGAACUCCCAGCUGCAGCCAGACCAGCCAUUUCUUCACGCCUUCGAAACCUGCUGUCGUAUAGACGCCAAACGCAUUUGUCAGCCGUGGUUAUACAAUGAGACGGUCUACCGUUUCUUCUGCGCAAAUGCCUCUCAAAUGUAUGCACAUGGCAAGGACCUGAUAAUGAACUCUAUGAACAAGGUAUUAAGGUCCAAAUGGAUAUAAAAGAAGUUUAGAAAAGAAAAGAUGGAACAAGAGACUUCACAAAAGGAAGAAAGCUGGAAGACCUUCUUGGAACUGCUCAUGGAAUCGCCAGUGGAGCAUAAUAACGUGACUUUAAGAGAAGAAACCCUGGUUAUCGUGUUAGCUGGUACUGAUACUUCGGCAGUUGGAUCGGCUUUCACUACUCUCAUGAUGGCCAAGUAUCCUGAUGUGCAGGACAAAGUUUAUGAAGAAUUACAGAGUGUGUUUGGCGAUUCAGACAGACCAGUGACUCCUGAAGAUCUACCCAGCCUCAAAUACUUGGAAGCUGUCAUAAAAGAGACGUUACGAAUGUAUCCUCCCGUACCUUUCAUAGUACGUCAAGUCCAGAAAGAUGUUACUCUGCCUUCAGGUAUAACAAUAUUAGAAGGCUGUGGCCUCUUCAUCAGCAUCUGGUCUAUCCACCGCAACCCUCGGUACUGGGGCUGUGACGCGGAGCAGUUCCGUCCUGAGCGCUUCCUCGACGCGCCGCCCACACACCCUGCCGCCUUCAUGCCCUUUAGCCAUGGUCCCAGGAGUUGUUUAGGAUACCAAUACGCGAUGAUGUCAAUGAAAACUGCGAUUGCGACGAUGUUGCGACGAUACCGCGUUCUGCCUAGUGAGACGAAUAACUAUGUAAACCAGGAUAAGUUUGACUUUGAUGAAACUAAGAGAGAUAAUUUUGACUUCAAUGGAACCAAGAGAGAUAAGUUUAGCUCAGAUGGAAUCAAAGGAGAUCUUAGAGUGAAGUUUGAUAUCAUGAUCAGAGACGUCAACGAUUUUGUUGUGCAACUUGAAUUGAGAUAAGAUUAUUUAUAUGUA
Molecule: messenger RNA, 3174 nt
Organism: Helicoverpa armigera (cotton bollworm)
Lineage: Eukaryota; Metazoa; Arthropoda; Insecta; Lepidoptera; Noctuidae
Exons: 20
Molecular function (GO): iron ion binding; monooxygenase activity; oxidoreductase activity, acting on paired donors, with incorporation or reduction of molecular oxygen
Source: RefSeq, a predicted model, not a curated record